Sturnus vulgaris (Common starling) is the source of this 1915-nucleotide messenger RNA. It is a transcript of the gene MFSD12, whose product is annotated as major facilitator superfamily domain containing 12. Lineage: Eukaryota; Metazoa; Chordata; Aves; Passeriformes; Sturnidae. Gene Ontology annotation, biological process: regulation of melanin biosynthetic process; carbohydrate transport; pigment metabolic process involved in pigmentation. Gene Ontology annotation, molecular function: symporter activity. Gene Ontology annotation, cellular component: plasma membrane. The record is from RefSeq and is a predicted model, not a curated record.
AUGGCGGAGCACUCGCAGUCCCCGGCGGCUCCACCGCUGCCGCUGCGGGCGCGGCUCAGCUUCGCGUGCGGGCACUUCCUGAACGACGCGUGCUCGGCGCUGUGGUUCACUUACCUGCUGCCCUUCCUGCACGCCGUGCUGGGCUACGGGCACGGCGCGGCCGGCGGGCUGCUCCUCGCCGGGCAGGCGGCCGACGGGCUCUGCACGCCCCUGCUCGGCUUCGAGGCCGACCGGGCCCACGGCUGCGGCCGCUGCGGGCGCAGGAAGGGCUGGCACCUGGCCGGCACUACCUGUGUCCUUGUGUCCUUUCCCUUUGUCUUCAGCCCCUGCCUGGCCUGCAGGGACAGCACUCCACAGUGGGCAGCCUUCAUCUACUACCUCCCCUUCAUCAUCAUCUUCCAGUUUGGCUGGGCGGCCACGCAGGUGUCCCACCUGGCCCUCAUCCCUGAGCUAGUGAGCAGUGACCAUGGGAAGGUGGAGCUCACGGCUUUCAGGUAUGCCUUCACUGUCAUGGCCAACAUCACCGUGUACGGCCUUACCUGGCUCCUGCUGAACUUCCAGAUGGACCAGCCCGACCACAUGGAGCACCUGGGCCCACAGGACAUCCCUGUGUUUCGGAACUUGGCCCUCAUCGUGGUGGGGCUGGGGGCCGUGUUCUCCCUCAUCUUCCACCUGGGCACCAAGGAGAAGCCGUACCCACCAGGGGUGCUGCCUGAGAUAGAGGAGAGCACCCCGCUGCUGCACAAGGAGCCCUCGGGCCCCCCGCGCCCACUGCUGCUCUGGAAGGACUGGCUGCUGGAGCCCUCCUUCUACCAGGUUGCGGUGCUCUACAUGGCCACCCGCCUCAUCGUCAACCUGUCUCAGACCUACAUCGCCAUGUACCUCACCAACUCGCUGCUGCUCUCCAAGAAGUAUAUUGCUACCAUUCCCCUAGUGAUGUACGUCAGUGGGUUCCUCUCCUCAUUCCUAAUGAAGCCUGUGAACAAAUGGAUUGGUCGGAAUCUGACUUAUUUUGUGGGCAUCCUGGUGGUCCUGGCCUUCGCCUCCUGGGUGGCCCUGGCCAGGCCAGUAGGAGACGAGAUCUAUGGGCUGGCGGUGCUGCUCGGGGCUGGCUCAGCCACGAUCCUGGUCACAUCCCUGUCUAUGACUGCAGAUCUCAUUGGCACCAACACGCACAGCAGUGCGUUUGUCUACGGUGCCAUGAGCUUCACGGACAAGAUGGCCAAUGGCCUGGCUGUUAUGAUGAUCCAGAACCUGCACCCCUGCCCGACUGAGCUGUGCUGCCCUGCCUGUGUCGGCUUCUACCGCUGGGUGAUGGUGCUGGUCACAGGCGGCAUCGCCAUUGCUGCUGUUGCCAUGCUGUGCUGCAUCAUGGUGUGGCCCAUCCAGAUCCGCUACCGUGCUGUCAGCCUGCAGGGGCUGAGCAGUGCAAGGACCCCUGAAAAUGGCACUGGGAGCGCUGAGGGAGAGAGCCAGAGCAGCACCAUCAACUGAGCAGUGCUGUGUCUUUGGCCACCGUGUCCUCAGGGCUGUGUCCUCAGCCACCGCGUCCUUGGCCACCGCGGUGCCACACUGAGUCUGGAGGGUCCCCUGCACUGAGGACCACUAGGCUCUGGGGAGGGGGGUGACCCCCACCCUGUCUCCUUGCACUGGACUCGUAUUCCCACCCUGGACUCGUGUCCCCAUCCUGAACUCUUAUUUUCCAGACCCCACCGGGCCGAUGAAGGCUGUCCCUGGUGCGGUGCAGUGUCACCUGUCACCUCUCACCUGCACAAUGAACACUAGAAGGGCCUAGGCCAGGCCGGAGCAGCCCCAGAAGAGGGGGGCGCCCGGACCGAGGUUUUAACCUGCUUUUGUAAGGCCAAUACGUACAAACGGCACUUUAUAAAGGAGGAGGAAUAGGAGAGAAAAAAAA